Messenger RNA from Arvicanthis niloticus (Nile rat), 1402 nucleotides. Lineage: Eukaryota; Metazoa; Chordata; Mammalia; Rodentia; Muridae. The record is from RefSeq and is a predicted model, not a curated record.
AUGGCGGUGUUCGACUGUCUUUCUGGUGUCCACGUGUGGAACGAAACUCCUAAGAAAGACUGCAUCCGGCAGGAACAGCAAAACACUAUUGCGAUCACUUAUUGGUCUAUUAUUCAGGACAGAAUAUUCAAGCACAUAUCACGUAACAGUUUAAUAUGGAACAAACAUCCUGGAGGAUUGUUCGUCCUACCACAGUAUUCAUCUUACCUGGGAGAUUUCCCUUACUACUAUGCUAAUUUAGGUUUAAAGCCCCCCUCUAAAUUCACUGCAGUCAUCCAUGCUGUGACACCCCUGGUCUCUCAGUCCCAGCCAGUGUUGAAGCUUCUUGUGGCUGCAGCCAAAUCCCAGUACUGUGCGCAGAUCAUAGUUCUGUGGAAUUGUGACAAGCCUCUACCAGCCAAACACCGCUGGCCUGCCACUGCCGUGCCUGUCAUCGUCAUUGAAGGAGAAAGCAAGGUUAUGAGCAGCCGGUUUCUGCCCUACGACAACAUCAUCACUGAUGCUGUGCUCAGCCUUGAUGAGGACACUGUGCUUUCAACUACGGAAGUGGAUUUUGCCUUCACCGUGUGGCAGAGCUUCCCGGAGAGGAUUGUGGGAUAUCCUGCUCGCAGCCAUUUCUGGGAUAAUUCGAAGGAGCGGUGGGGAUACACAUCCAAGUGGACGAAUGACUACUCUAUGGUGUUGACAGGAGCUGCUAUCUACCACAAAUAUUAUCACUACCUGUAUUCCCAUUACCUGCCAGCCAGCCUGAAGAACAUGGUAGACCAACUGGCCAACUGUGAGGACAUUCUCAUGAAUUUCCUGGUGUCUGCUGUGACAAAAUUGCCUCCAAUCAAAGUGACCCAAAAGAAACAGUAUAAGGAGACAAUGAUGGGACAGACUUCCCGAACAUCCCGCUGGGCUGACCCUGACCACUUUGCCCAGCGACAGAGCUGCAUGAAUACCUUUGCCAGCUGGUUUGGCUACAUGCCGCUGAUCCACUCUCAGAUGAGGCUCGACCCGGUCCUCUUUAAAGACCAAGUCUCAAUCCUGAGGAAGAAAUACAGAGACAUUGAACGACUUUGAGGAAUCCCACUGAGUGGGGGAGGGGAAGCAAGAUGGGACUAGAGUUCAGCUGCUCUCUCCUCCCAAUGCAGAUCCGCUGCUCGUGCCCAUCGGUGGAGCCAGACUGUGCCAAGUAUCAAAAAAUGAAAAAAAUCAAAAAAACAAACAAACAAAAAAAAGACAAGAAAAGGAAAAAAAAUAUAAACAGCUUAGAUGAACACAGUGACAAAACUCAGCUGGAAUCCUGGCUCCUGGGGCUGCGCCAGACUGCUCCACUCACCUCACUGGCUUCUGUGUCCCACGACUAGGUUGUGUACAGUUUAAUUAUGGAACAUUAAAUAAUUAUUUUUGAAAUGAU